CCUGCUCAGCUCAGUAAGUAACCUUAACUGGGAACUUGCUGUUACUUUAAAUAAGAACUCUUGUUGCCUCAUGCUGUAAGGUGAGAAAUUCUUCUGGAACAGAAGGACAACAGUGACACUUGGAGCUCGCUGGUAUUGCUGGCCGUGCUGGCAGGGAGCACACAACAGCCUGAAACAGAGCUAAAGCCCACAGGAGCCUUCAGACUCAAAUUCUGCAGAGGGACAGUGCCACUGGAGAAAGCGACAAAGCCCUGGUACAAUCGCGCUGCUGAAAGAAGACCUGAAGAAAGAUGCACUAAACUGUCAUACAUCAAAGAAGAAAAGCUUGGAUCCUGUCUCGAUGGCUGCUGUACCAUACAGACCUAGAGAGGAGGAGAUCUAGAGUGAAUUUGCUGUAGUUCCCAGUUCCUGCAGUGUUCCCUGCUAGCUCAGUGGUUGGUGUCCUCCAUUCCUGGACUUUGCUUGAUGGGGAUCUCUGCUGCAGGAGCAGUCUCUGCACUCAAAGGCAGACGAGCAGGGAUAGGAGAGGUCGCCUCUAGAUGCUGGAAAGGCCAUUUGUGUAAACUCCUAGCAGAAGAUCGCUUCUGGAACAGCCGCUGGCUGUAGGCCCACCAAGCCGAAGGUCAGGAUAGCCUCUGUGCAGCAUGUCUUCCAAGCCAGAGCAGAAGGAGACCCACCAGGCCAAUGGGGCUGUGCUGCCCAUUGUGCCCGUGGACUGUCUCACCAGUCCGGACCGGGGGCAGCUGGUGGAGCCCUCAGAUUUCCUGGGACCUGAUGGUGACGGGGUAGAAGUGGUGGUGUUGGAGUCCCGUGCCAAUGCUAAAGGGGUGCGAGAAGAAGAUGCCCUGCUGGAAAAUGGCAGCCAGAGCAAUGAAAGCGAUGACACCAGCACAGACCGGGGUCCUGAGCCAGCCUCGCCCCUCAAGGAGACCUCCUUUUCCAUUGGGCUGCAAGUCCUCUUUCCAUUCCUCCUGGCAGGCUUUGGGACAGUUGCUGCUGGAAUGGUGCUGGACAUUGUGCAGCACUGGGAUGUCUUCAAAUACGUGACUGAGGUAUUUAUCUUAGUACCUGCAUUACUGGGCCUGAAGGGGAACCUAGAAAUGACUCUGGCAUCUCGCCUGUCAACAGCUGCUAAUAUUGGCCAAAUGGAUACACCCAAAGAGCUCUGGAGGAUGAUAACAGGGAACAUGGCUCUGAUACAGGUUCAGGCUACUGUGGUUGGCUUCCUGGCCUCGAUUGCAGCAGUGAUAUUCGGAUGGAUCCCAGAUGGGCACUUCAGCAUUGACCAUGCUGUCCUGCUUUGUGCCAGCAGUGUGGCUACUGCUUUCAUUGCUUCCCUUGUUCUGGGCAUGAUUAUGAUUGGAGUCAUCAUCGGAUCCAGGAAGAUGGGGAUCAAUCCUGAUAACGUUGCCACACCAAUUGCUGCCAGCUUGGGGGAUCUCAUCACCCUGGCUCUGCUUUCAGGAAUCAGCUGGGGCUUGUACAAAGAGCUGGAGAGCAAAGCCUACGUGAAUCCUUUGGUAUGCGCCUUCUUCAUAGCUCUGCUGCCCAUCUGGAUUAUCAUUGCCAAGAAGAAUGCAGCAACUCGGGAGGUGCUGUACUCUGGCUGGGAGCCAGUCAUUAUCGCAAUGGCUAUUAGCAGUGUUGGGGGUUUAAUUUUGGACAGAACGGUCUCGGAUCCAAACUUUGCUGGGAUGGCUGUCUUCACACCGGUUAUUAAUGGUGUGGGUGGCAACCUGGUGGCAGUGCAGGCUAGUCGCAUCUCCACUUACCUGCACAUGAGUGGGAUGCCUGGAGAGAGCUCCGAAACAGCCCCUCGCAAGUGCCCCAGCCCUUGCAGCACUUUCUUCAGCUCAGAUGUGAAUUCUCGCUCUGCUCGUGUGCUCUUUCUUCUGGUGGUGCCUGGACACUUGGUUUUCCUUUACACCAUCAGCUCCAUGCAAGGUGGACACACUACGCUCACCCUCAUUUUCAUAGUCUUCUACAUGACAGCUGCGCUUCUCCAGGUUCUCAUUCUUCUGUACAUUGCUGACUGGAUGGUGCACUGGAUGUGGGGCAGGGACCUCGAUCCUGACAACUUCUCCAUCCCGUACUUGACAGCGCUGGGGGACCUGAUUGGAACAGGUCUCCUCGCUCUCAGCUUUCACGUCCUCUGGCUCAUUGGUGACCGGGACUCCGAUGUGGGAGACUAGCUCUCCCUGCUGCCCCCCCUUCUCACAGCUCUUCUCCUUUCAUUUUGUUGUUGUUGUUUCUUUUCCUCCACUCUUGCUCUCCUUUGCUUCCUCCCCCCCACCCUGUCUCUCUUGAGACUUCAUCUUUGAUACUGGAUUCUCAUUAUUUUCAAUGGGAAUUUUAUGUGGUUUAUAUUUCAAGCCAAGUUUGUACAGAAAAUAAGUCUAGUUUUAGGAAGGACAAAAAAGUGUAACGAGACAAUCACCAAGUGCAAUUUCAUAGUAGUUAUGUCUGAACCAAGGUUACAGUGAAAAUACUGAUCAGUCAGAUCACGCAGGGAGCCCACCCUGUCCCAGUCACUAGAGGUGAAGGGCUGCUUUUUUCGCUUCAUAAGCGUUUUAAAUACUGGAGGUAAGGUUCAGAUUUAUUUUACUGAACAGGCGCCUUCUAGCAAGAUACAACCUCAUGGACAAGGGCAUGGGGUAUCUCCUGUCUUCUCUGCCCUGUUGCCCUCCUCCCUCGUGUUCGCUCUCUGAAUCCCCCUCCUAUGCCUAGCAUCCAAAGCACGCGUGUCUCUGGUAGAGGGAUUAGCAAAGAUGGUGCGGAAGGGUCCUCUGUGCCGAAACACCCAUUCCUGUGUGCCCGCAAGGAAAGUGAGUGAUCUCGGGUUUGAAGACUGCAGAGCCCUGAAAUCUGGCUGUGAGCAGGCUGGUCUCUGCUGACAGAUUUCGGCUUCCUUUUGCCAACCAUCCGGCAGCAUCUCAGACUGCAGACUGCUUGUUCUGCCUCUCAUCAUGAAUUGAGUUCGGCUACUGCUGCAUGCAAAGGGAUGCACUCUGCGCUCUGUCUGAAGAGGCUGUGAGUUCUCCCCAUCUGUCCUUCUCCCCUUCCGCCUGCUCAGUUCAGUUGACUUUUCUUCCCUGGAGGGCUGGAUGGGAAAAAAGAUCCUAUUUUGUGCGUUAAGAUUUUCUUUCAGUUGCUGAGUGCUGCUGACGGGGCUCAUUGCAGCUGGGAAGAAGCCACCCAAUACCUCUCCUGGUUGAGCCUGAGGCAUUUUAAACUUGGGAGCAUCAGGCUCUUGGUGUCUCUUAGAAAAGGACAUCCACGUCCAGCCGCUGGAUUUCUUUGUAUGUGUAGGUGCCAGCUGGAAAACAGGUCAGCGGGCACAGUCAGAUUUCUGAAGCCCUGGUUCUUAGUACAGCUCUCUGUCCAGGACUGCAGCAAAAGAACCCGCUUGCCCUUGAGCAGGCGUGUAAAAUCUGGCAUCAGGGUUACAGCCCGGCUCGCAAGCGCUGGCUGAGCACUGCGAGCGCAGGGUUCCCUGCUCUGUUUCUUUCCCUUCUGCUUUUUCAGCUCAGUGAUUGCUGAGAUGCCUUCUCUUUUGCUGCCAGUGCGUGUUGGAAGGACUCUCGUGCAGUCUGCAGCGGCGUAAUGAGAGAAAACCUGUUCUGGCUGUGUGACUAAGGCGUUCGUACACCUUCCUGAAUGCUGUCGGCACUCAGCGCUUUUUAGUUUUCCCAUUUGGGUAUAAAUCAAUUCAGUAAACUGAGUGCGGUUUGAUGUAAGCAGGUCUUAUCGACUUGGAAACUUCACCCAGUUACACCAAGUUUAAAUGAUGUGCUCAAGCAGACAGCGCUAUUAAACAGGCUCUAAUGCGUGAACACAAAUUGAAUGCGUAAGCAUGCAUGGGGGGGAAGCUCUUAACAUCUGGCAAGGAUGGGGAAAAUACAGUAUAUCCCAUGGAGCCUAAUUUCAGUGCUGCACUUCGCAAAGCUUGGGGAGCUGCCAGUAUCUUCCCAAACGCUGGGGUAAUGCCUACAGUAUUCAGCGUAGUAGCAGCUUGCGUCCUGACCCUGAAACGACAGCAAAGCUCUCCUUUUAGGUAGCUGUGCAGGCCCGGAGUGCUGCAGUUCUGCCCCUGGUCUGGACACUGCCUCUCCUACCUAUUUGGAGCUCCAGAACAUAACCUGAAAGCUGCUGGGUUUGUGGUGGUCUGCUUUCCCUCUUGCUUUAAGUGUGUUCCUCACAGCAGAACACGACCACCCUGGCUUGGCCUAAUUUUCUCCUUUAGGUUAACUUCUGUAUUUCUCACACAAACCAAUGCUUGUCUCCUUUUGGCUUUCUGUCCCAGCAAGGCUGGGCAUCUCUGCUCAGCUGGAAAAUGGUGCAACGUGGUGCUGGGAAUGCUGAUCUUCAUCUGAAAUAAGGCCAGGUUGGAAGAUCUGCUUGUUAGUCUGGACAUUGCCAGAACUAGCUGAGCUCUACAAAGCCCUGCCUAAGUGCCGACAGUUUUGCUUUUUAGGUCAGGAGUGAUUCGUUAGGAACAGUUCCUGCCUCCCCCCAGAAAAGAGCUGAAUACAACCCUUACGGUCCAAGUCAAGACCACAGGCGAGUCUGGGAUCGGGCAUUGUCCCAACCCAGAGCUCUGGUUGCAGAGCUGGUCCUUACUCUGGAGACGAGGAAGGUCAGGAUUAGCGAGUGGGAAACCAGUUCUGGAAAGCCACGGGAGCAGAUGUAUCCAAACGAAACGCCAGUCAGGCUCUUGCCUGCUUAAGGACCUCUCUGUAGAAGAAUCCUUUCCUGCUGCAGUGGGUGUAUCCUGAGUUCUCCUCCUCCUCCUCCUGCUGCGCAAGCUGUCCGUGGUGUUCGGGGGGCAGAGGUGGGAUCCUUGCCCUGUCAGGCUGCUCGCCCUCAGAAGAGCAGGUGAUAUAUUUUUUGAGAUGGCUUUCCCCUCUCUACCUUGCUAAUGUAACGCCAGGCUUGCUUUCCCCUUCCCCAUCUUCGCAACACGUCCUUCGUGGCAGUAGCUCUGAACCUCGUACUCUCCACCCUAGUGACGUGACUUCUCACAGGUCUCGUUUGGCCAAAGCUCUGUUCAAAAAAAAAAAUAAACAACCGACAAACCAACCCUCACACUCUACUGUACUGAAGUCUCAGCCCGGGGACUUCUGGAGUAUUCUCUGCUGCUCACCUGAUUUCUCUGCCUAAUGUUGAGGAAUAGAUAUGAGACUUCCUUCCAUUAACAUGUAAGCUUUUCUAUAUAUAUAUCUAUGAGAGAAACUUCCCUGGUCUUUUAGGUGUCACAUCACUAUUUAGUUCCCCAAGAAAAGAUUCCCCAGAGGAGGAAGCUACCAUUCGCGGUCUCCUGUAAAAUGGAGAGACCCAGAGGUGAUUGAGAGCUGUCACGCUGCUGGGAUGGUGGUGUCCGUACAUUUAUAUGAGGUCUAAGGUGUGUGCGGGGAAUAGGUCAGGGAAGAAUCUAAUUUAAAAUUGAAGAAUGUUGAUGGUCAAAAACUUUUCCCACCAGUUGCACUCAAAUGCAUGCCUACUCUACAGCUGACUGCAAAUGAAAAAUACUGGUUUACUCUUUUUAUUAAAGGAAAAAGACUGUCUUAAUUAUUUAUAGUUCCUAUAACUGAAUUGACAGAUGUCAACUUAACUGAUAAAUUAUAUUUGGUUAAAUAAAGAUG
Messenger RNA from Gavia stellata (red-throated loon), 5642 nucleotides. RefSeq names its product solute carrier family 41 member 1 (gene SLC41A1). NCBI's taxonomy places the organism in Eukaryota, Metazoa, Chordata, Aves, Gaviiformes, Gaviidae. Gene Ontology annotation, cellular component: plasma membrane. The transcript has 11 exons. The record is from RefSeq and is a predicted model, not a curated record. Bases 645 to 2192 code for a protein of 515 amino acids. Gene Ontology annotation, biological process: monoatomic cation transport. Gene Ontology annotation, molecular function: monoatomic cation transmembrane transporter activity.